Lutzomyia longipalpis is the source of this 2908-nucleotide messenger RNA. RefSeq names its product excitatory amino acid transporter 3 (gene Eaat1). The record is from RefSeq and is a predicted model, not a curated record. Bases 511 to 1941 code for a protein of 476 amino acids. The transcript is spliced from 12 exons. Gene Ontology annotation, cellular component: plasma membrane. Gene Ontology annotation, biological process: L-glutamate transmembrane transport. NCBI's taxonomy places the organism in Eukaryota, Metazoa, Arthropoda, Insecta, Diptera, Psychodidae. Gene Ontology annotation, molecular function: neutral L-amino acid transmembrane transporter activity; L-glutamate transmembrane transporter activity; glutamate:sodium symporter activity.
CUGAGUAAUAAUUCCCGGAGUGGAGAGCGCACCAGGCAGCCGAGUCAGUUAACUGCUUCACACAACUACACAGAUCCAGAGAGUGAGCCUCAAAUUGUUGCCAUCGUGCUGUGCGUCUCGAGAUGUGAGUGCGGAAUUAGUAUAGAGUCAUCCGUGAUCGCGUGAGGAGGAAGAGUCAAGUUGGACCACUUCGCAGUGUAAUCUCUUGUCGUUUCUGCACCUCAGUUUUCUUAUAAACCCAUUUGUGAGAAUCGCGGUUGGUUCUAUCAGUUUUUUUGGUUUUUUCGCGAGAGGAAAAGGAAAAAGUAAUCAAAGAGUGAAUUAAAGCGAUAAAAAUUAGAGAUUUACGAGAAAGCAAAAAAGAAUAUAACUGCCACAGGAUUGAGAACGUGAUCUGAGGAUUAAAGCCACACGAAAGGAUUUAGAAGGAGAGUGCAGAGUUGACUUGUUGAGAAGUUUAAUUCACAAGAUAGUCUCUGGCGAUUUUCACGCCUUUUUCAUCCACACACAAUGUCCAAUACAUCGAGCAAUUCACGAUGUAUGGUAUUUAUAAAAAGGAACCUACUUACAAUGUUAACCAUUGUGGGUGUUUUUGGUGGCACAAUUGUGGGCCUCCUGCUCAAAGUUGGUUCCGACACCUGGACAGAGCGUGAAGUGAUGUAUCUUCAGUAUCCAGGAGAUCUCUUUCUAAGAAUGCUCAAGUGUCUCAUAAUACCACUGUUAGUGUCAUCUAUAACUAGCGCUAUUGGUGCCUUAGAUUUAAGUAUGUCCGGAAAAAUUGCCACCAGGGCAAUCGUCUACUAUUUCAUCACAACCAUUUGCGCCGUCAUUCUCGGUAUUAUCCUUGUGUGUUCAAUCCGACCAGGAUCCGGGGGUUUGGCUAAAGAAGUGGAAAAAGGAGCGGUCACAAGGCACGUGCUUACAGCGGAUACCCUUCUGGAUCUCGUGAGGAAUCUAUUUCCACCCAAUUUAGUCCAAGCUACAAUCUUUCAAUAUCGUACAAUUUUGGUGCCACCGUUCAAUGCCACAAAUGUUCCCCUCCAGCAAUAUAAAAUCUCGUCAGAGUACACACAGGGUACCAAUGUUCUCGGACUCGUGAUGUUCAGUGUGAUUUUGGGUGUGACUAUUGGGAAGAUGCGUGAGAGUGGAAAACCUCUUCAAGAAUUCUUUGUAGCUCUAAGUGAAGCAAUGAUGAUCAUCACUUCUUGGGUGAUUUGGAUAUCUCCCAUUGGUGUUUUCUUUCUUGUAAUGUCUAAGAUAUUGGAGAUUGACUCCUUUGCUGAUAUGAUAGGACAACUAGGGUAUUACUUCAUGACCGUCAUGUUGGGUCUAUUCCUCCAUGGAUUUGGAACAAUUGCUGUGCUGUUCUUCCUCGGUACUAAGAGACUUCCAUAUGGGUACGUUGCGAAAAUGGGACAAGUAUUGGCAACGGCUUUCGGCACAGGAUCAAGUUCUGCCACAAUGCCCAUUACCAUUGGAUGUCUCGAUGAAAUGGGAAUUGAUCCUCGAGUGACGAGGUUUGUUAUCCCUGUGGGAGCUACAAUAAAUAUGGAUGGUACUGCUCUCUAUGAGGCUGUUGCUGCUCUUUUCAUUGCUCAACUUCGUGGAAUUUCUCUGACUUUUGGUCAUAUUGUCGCAGUGAGUGUUACAGCAACGGCGGCGUCUAUUGGUGCAGCUGGUAUUCCUCAAGCUGGUCUCGUGACGAUGGUAAUGGUGCUGGACACAGUUGGACUACCUGCUGAAGAUGUUACGAUCAUUAUUGCGGUUGAUUGGCUUUUGGAUCGUUUCAGGACGACAAUAAAUGUGAUGUGUGAUGCUUUGGGAACAAUUUUAGUCAAUCAUCUAUCGCGAAAAGAUCUUGUUACGGAUUUGGAUAGGGUUGAGGCUGAGCCCCAUGAACUACAAGAAUUAGAUGGUGGUGACACGCAAAUAAAGGAAUAAAUGAAAACAAAACAACAUCCCACACGUGUACAAAGAUAAUUAAAAAAUGGACGUUUUAUUUAAGGACUUGUAUAUAUAUACUUAAUAUUUUUUUGGAGAUCACAUCGCGUUUUAAUUUUAAGGAGCAUCAUACAUUUUUUUUCAAAAAAUAACCAUUCGAUUCAAAAGACUACAAGAGAGUGAAUUCAUUAUGACAAAGCCGCGGUCUUUAUUGCAAAAAUGUCCUAAUGAAUAGCGUGGCAAAUAGUUUAAUAAUAUUUGAAAGCUCUUGCUUCUUUGGAUUUCGCUCUACGCGGUUCAGCAAAACUUUUUAAUAAUUUCAAACAUUCGUAAAUUUAUUUUCUUACAUUUCUUAUAAAUGCCGUAUUUUUUUUAAAGUUUCCUUAACUUUCCCCCCUCUUUUUUACACUAACGAUUAAAAGAAACUAACUAGACAGACAAACUUAGCGAUAAGACACGGAGAAGACACAGUGAAUGGAUAAUAAAGAGAUGCAUUUUAGUGAGAAUAUCUAAAUAUGUGUUGAAAUGUUAAAAUGUUAUGUAAUUUGAGACUAUAUGGAAGCAAAAAAAACUUUUCAAUGUGACAUGAGGAAAUAAGUGGAUUUAUUCUGUGACAGAGAAUUUUAGAUGCAAAGUAAUAUUGUAAAAUGGAAUUUACCAAGUUGAUGUUUCAUAUUCCAUUGUCGUUAUUCCGAAUAAAUAUGCCGCCGGGAGUGAGGCAAAAAUAAUGGCUCAAGUCUUCUACCUAUACUAUAAAAAUGAUGAGAAACCUCGCUAGAGAGAGCUUUCUCACAUACAACAAUACUGUGUCUUUUUGCUACUCUAUGUUAAAAGCUCUGUAUUGGCUGAAUUUUUCUUCUCAUUCUUUAACAGAAAAAAAAUCAAUAGAAACUGUACGAAAAAGAAAACUUAGAAAAUUUUAUGUAGGUAGAGAGUAAAUGAAAAUAAAAACGAUUUGUUGAGUAAA